GAUGUCUGCAGUUAGUUGGCGUUGAUCGGCGAAUUUCGCAGAAACAACAUGUCGGAGCUAGUGACUUCAUUUUAGUAGCACUUACAGGGGAAUUGAAGACUGGAAUGAAUAUUACUUUCUCGUAGCAUAGCCUGGAAUUUCAAUCAAGGGCACGACAAUGAUCUCCAUGGCAGCAAAUGCCUUCGAAGGCUUCGACCAAACGACACAGAAAAGAAGUUUAAUCGGUAGACGGGUAAGACUUUGACAAGAUAUCCUGUUAUUUAAAAUCUAGUAUUUAAAUAUAAGAGUUGUCAAGGAUAAUAAGCAAAUCAAAAGUUCUAGAAAAUUCCGUUCAUGCGAACGAAGAAAGAAAAAAACAGUACUAAAGUAUGAGACCGAUUACGCAGGAUCUACAAAAAUCGUCGACGUAUUGACUUCGAAUAAAAAGCCGCUAAAUUCACUUCAUUUGAAUGUCACCCACCGUGCCAAAAUGCUCUAGUGAAAAUCAAAAUAUAAAACAGAACCACAAGCCGGAACUGAUUGUACGGCAAAUAAACCUAACUUCAGGUGCAUCUAGUCUGUGAAAACGAAAAAGCAAAACGAACCUUAUUUACUGCACUGUCAAAAAUCUUCUAAAAUCAGCCCACUUUUUUUUAUUUCGAAUGCUGAAAUGACUUCGAGAUCUGAACUGCAAAUGUAGUAAUGAGAGUUCUGUUUCUAAAAAUAUGUCGAACCCAAUUUACGCUUAAGAGUAUUUACUCCUAAUUUGUUCUCUGGAAAGCGCUACUUUCGCUUGCUUCAAUAUGUGUAACCUUUAAGAAGUACCAAGGUAUUGCGAUUUCAGUUUAUAACUUGUUUCGUUAAAAAUGGCUUUUGCAAGUGAAAAAAGAAAACAGUUUUUCCGAAAUAAAAUUCACCUUAUAUAGAGAACAAUAUCUGCAAGACUUUGAGGCAAAAUAAGUGUCGUUGCAUUAUUUUCAGUAACAGGAACACGGACAACAAAUGUGGACGUUAUAGCCAUUUAAUAAAAUGCUUGUUUGCGCGAUUGAACAUUGUUAUGAAUCUGAAUAUCAGAAUGUUUUCACCUUCUAUCUAUAACAAAGCAACAACUUCAUAUAUCGACUAUUGACUCGCUGCAAAUUUUUUCGCCAGUCUAAUUCGUUAUUUAUCCCCCCAAAAAGCCUUAUUUUAAUUUUUUUGUGUGAAAUGGUGGCCUUUCGUCUCCUUGAACAAUGACGGAUGUAAUGAACUCAAAAUGGACAGUGAAAUUUGGCGAAAAUUUGUUUACAAAAUUUGGCUUUUAGAUAAGUCAUUGUGGUUAGCUUGAUCCAGUUUACAUAUUACGUAAUUAAAAAGCUAUAUUUUAAAAGCUGGAACUUAAGAAGUUUACAGAAUUUAACCAUUUGUGUUGUUUGAUAUCAAGUUUUCUUUGCUAGAAUAUGUAAUCCAAAAAAAAAACGAAAACAAAAACGUCAGGCGUGUUCAUAAUUUUGCGAAGUGUAAAAAUGAUUAACAUACUCGGUUUCGAUUAGGAAAAAUUCCGAUUUCAGCUGUGCUUGCCGUUCCUAUUGGCAACCAAAAAAUAGUUUGAUUUGCCACCGAAUCAGGCCCAGCUGGGAGCGUUACAAAUUACUAAGUAAGAAAGAAAACAAUUUCUUCGAAUUUGCAUUUAUUAGCCAAUCCAGGGGUAAAUUGGUGAAGUCUAAGAGAAAACGCAAUGAGGCUUUGUUCAUAAGAAUCGCAGGUGUUUCGCGCGAAUAAUGUUCUUUCAGAGCCGACUAACGAACAAAGUGCCGCUUCUUUUAAAUAACUCGAUCUGAAAGACCUAGUCAAUAACUCUACUAACUUGUUUAAAGGUUUUGAUGGAUGGGAAAGGACAGAAGAAUGGAAAUUUAGGUUAACUUUUCUAGGCUAAGCCAAAGGGGGUCUUGUAUCGAAAACAAGCUAUUUUUAAAAGGAACUGAGGAAAGCAAUGUGCGUUUGAACUAACUUGUUGAUUUAAUCACAAAGACUGUAAUUCAUCUCAGUAGCAAGUAAAAAACACUUUCUGAAGGAUAUAUAUUUUUUCAAUACAGGUUUUUUCUUUUGAGAGUUUAAAGGCCUCUCUUUUGGUGUGAUUUGCUUUGUGUUAUAGUUACUGAACCAUACAUCAUGCUUACGUCACAAAAACAGAAAAUCAAAUUAGAGCAGCUAAACCUUCUGUGGCAAAUUAGUACGUUUCUUAUGAAUUUUCAUGAGACGAAAUCGACUAAACUUAAUCACAUUUCGAAGAUCAAGUAGCCAUGAGCGACGAGGAAUUCCGAGCUUUUGCUAGACAAAAACAUCAGGUUAGUUUCCUACUGAUUUCUGGCAAGGUUAAAAAGGUCUUAAGAAAAUCUGUUCGAGCAUCACUAUGUCAAAUUUGUUUUCUGGGAGCUGAAACAAAGCAUUUGGUAUCCAGCGGUUUUAGAACACAUUCUUGGCCUUCACAGUAGAAGCGUGUUAAAGUCAAUUCUAUCUUUUCUCAGAAACAUUAUAUUACAUUCACAUUACUCUUAUGAUAAGAAAGUUGAUAAGGGUUCCUGGUUACUAUAUUUCUUCAGAUCGUUUAUCGCCAAAUGUUACAUUCACUUUCCCUGAAUUAAAUGAAGUUUAUUUAAAGAUAUUUCAAGGAAGGUGUUCAAGAUUCAUUUUAUCUCUUAAGGCACAGUCGUCGCCACAGCUUUAAAUAUAAUUUAAUUUAGCAUCAGACAAGACAGGUCUCUUUGAAACAGUGAUUUACUAUCUUAAUACUUACAUUCAAUUUAAGAAUGAUAAUUCGGCUAUUCUUACUCAAUCACCAACAACUUCGUGAUCGUCAUUAAGGCAUUCAUCUUAUUCUAUUUUGAUUUGUUAAAAUAAAAUUUCGACGUACAGCUCAGUAAAAUCGAUAAAGACCACCUUAGGGUAUUUCACUACAGACGACGCAUUCAGAAGACAUAUGCAAUACGUUGCGAAUGUGAUUCAGAUCUGUAAUCAAAUUCUGGCGAUUGUCAUGUGGAAAAUACUGACGCUUUUUUCUUCCUGUUGUUGCUGUUCUAAUAACACCCGCUUCGUUUUUCCUGACAAAUUUUGCUCAAUGAAGAAGCUAUUGCGCGACAAAAAAACGUUUAAAUAAUUUACCGCGAGCUAAAAAAUAAUAUUUGUGAUGUUUAGUGGGUGUACACAGACAAAAAAAAAACGAUUUGAAAAGCUCAGAAAAAUUGCAACGCAUAAUUACAAUAGUUUCAGUCUUUCUGUUGUCCUGACUAUCGUGGGUUAUAUUCGUUUUCAAACAUUUCGUAAAGUCUUAUUUGUACUUUAAUAAUUUCGCAACAGUAACUAGAAACUAGUCUUUGAGCGGUCGGAAGGAACUUAAGUAUCUAACAACGGAUUUACAUAUAGUAUGCUCAAGGCAAAAUUAUGAGACGAUUUUGUGCUAUUUUUAUCCAAAAAUUGUCAUUGCAAUUUGUCGAAACACAGAUAAACUCAAUUAAUAAAGUUAACUUAGGCACGGAGUACGUGCUUCGACUGAAGAAAGUAAUUGAAGGAAGGUUAGCGUGGGUGACCGAACCUCUUGUUUGUAACCACGUGAAUAGAUGUGUAUCUUAGUUUUGAAAUCGUCUAUAACCUUGUAAGGCAUAACAACUUUGCCAAGGCCAAGUUUACAGAAUAAAUAACGUGUGCAUAAGUUUACAUACAAAUGUACUGCAGAUACAAUGCUUCAGGGACUGGCUUCAGCGACAGCUACAUAGCCAACAUGUCUUGCUGUAAGGACUAUCGCCUUAGGGGGAAUAUUAAGGGAGAGUACAGUCACAUGGAUAAUCUGUACAAAAAUGUUCCGCCCUAUAGGGUACGUGUCUUGACCUAGAUAUCAUACGUAGGGAAUGUAGUUUAACUCUACACCCAUGAUAAGUGGUUGUCAUGCCACUGUUGGAAGAUCUAUUUUUCCAAAAAUUUUCUGUAUAGUCGAGUCUUGCGAUUGGUAAAGUUUUUUUUACAGCAUUUCUGCAGUUAUUGAGAUUGUCUUAAUUUUAUCUAGAGGGUCGAUAAUUCCACUGUUAAACACUGAAGAAUUAAAAAUAAUUUUAUGGGCAGUGUCACAGAAAAGAGCUAAAAACCUUAAGUUCAAUUUUGUGUACUUCAAAAAGAUUGAAAUCCUAUAUCUUUGAGUAAUACUUCGCGUUAUCCACAGACUUACCAGUUCAUCGACCUCUCUCUGAUAAUAUUUUGACACUAAAAUGUAAGUUGCAAAUUUAUCUAUGGAAAAGUUACUAGAACUCCUAUUUUGUCUGAAUAUUAUGUUGACCUUGUAAUUUACAGAAUCGGAACAUUGCGUUAGACUAUUUUAAUAUUCUACAAUUUACAGCAUAUUUCAAAACACAUUUUUCUUUCACUUAUUUUUAUAUCCACGUAUCUUUCCACUACAGUUAUUUUUCUGCUGGUAUGAAUAUGCUUUAAGCAUUGAAAUUGAACACAGUUACAGAUGAGAACAUAUGCUUUGAACUGAAGGAAAUUAAUUAACCUUGUAAAUGCUCGGGAAUUUUUUCAGAUCAUGACACCUCCCCCUCGCGAAAACUUUUUGCCGAUCUUCUCCGAAGAUAAUCGAAGGCUUUUUCGGACCACUGUCGCGAAGAACGAAUAUACUUCAGAUUUUAGGGUAGUAGAUCAUAAAAAGUUGGACGAAUUGCUAGCUGCUAUAUCUUCCAUCGUUUCUUGGUCGGUUUUUUUGUUCUUCAUUUCCGCAAAGAUACAACAAUUUUUCAUAAUUAUGAAAGCUAAUGUUCUGUCAGGAAUGCAUAAAAUUAUCGGUAUCGCUAAUGUUAGACCCAAAGCCUUCUUCUCCAGGAACUACAAGUAUUCAAAGGUAAUUUCCACUGUUUUUGAUAGAUUUUAAAAAUAGCAUGAAGUUCACUUUUUUACCGAGUCUUAAAUUUUUGCUUUACACAAGCUUCGACAUAUUUACUUUGGAGACAAUCUUAAGACACGUAACCCACGUUCUCCAUUUUUCUUGCGUAAAAAGUUGUUACCUCCAUUCCGAAGUUCCUAUAUUUAUAUUAUUGUAAGGGGGAAUUCCUGACCACAAACAUGUCUUAUGUUCAUAAAUGCUCCUUGAAUAACACAAAUAUUCUUGCUUUGGCGCGAUUUAGAAUGUUCUAGGAAUAGGUUUUCAAAAUCACUUAAUUACAUUUGAACAGUAAAUAUUUUGUCAACAAUUUAACCGCGUAACCAUUCACAAAUUUUUGCAGUCCUCAACUUCAUAUAAAAUAGACAUGUUACGUUUUGCAGAUCAAAUGAAAUAUGAAAAACUCAAUUAACUGACCAUCACAUUCAAAACACACUUCAGUUUGCUUUUGUCUGGAAAGAUAAUUAAUGACAAUUUAGGGAAGUGCAAAACGUUUUUCUAAUAUAACUACUGGAAGUUUGGGACAGAUUGUCCUCCUGACUGAAAAGGAUUUUACCUAUUUUUUAGUAAGACAAUUUUAAGUUUCUUACAUUUUAUGGAGAAUAGAGCAAAUCUCAAAACUACUAAGUACAUAGAAGAAAUUCGAAACGAAAACUUUCGCUGCCCCCGCUGUCAAUUAAAAAUUAAUGUUCCAUUUGUACUUUGAGUGCUAAAUUUAUGAAUCUCUUGCAGUUCCAAAUAGAUUUAUGUAGCCAGCUUUUAGCCGAGAAAAGUGUAAAACUUGUAAGGGUCGGAAUGAUGCAAUUCAAUUUUCUAUUUGAAAAUACAUGGUAUGGUGUUGAACUGUAAAUAAAUCGCGAAACAGCGGCCUGAUUGAAGAAUGAAAGUAUAAAUAAAAUUUUCGGGUAAGCAAUUCUUUGGGGUGUUUUGUUAUGGAAAUCUUUCUAAUAUGCACGUACAGGUCUUAAUAACGUGAGUAUCAACCUUCUUUUCUCUUCCUAAUAAUUUAUUACAUGCAAGUACACUGCAUUGCCUUGUUUCCAGGCCUACUGCGUAUUUCAAAACAGCGUACAGUAGGAGCCCAGAAAUCCCUGGGAAGAAUAGAGAAAUAUCUUGUCUCAUGACACAAGGAAACUGUGGGCAUUUUCCAUUGACCCUAUCCCAAUAUAAGAAAGCUUAAGAAUAAACUAUAGAAAUCACUUGUUUUAGAAUUAUUCAAUUGUAAUAUCUGGAAAUCUCCUUGAAAUAAUUAAGAGGUCCAAAAAUCAUGGUAGAAUAAAUUUGUAACAAAUUAACUUUUGUGUAUUCUAGUUGCGGAACACUAUCAAUGGAAUCCACCGUGUGUAGGCGUGCUUGUCUUUUAUGAUAAAAACACUGAUUCCAUGAUGUGUCAUGAAGCUCAUAUAGUAAUCGGCUGCGUUGUUCUUGUGCUGGCUUUUGAAGACUUAAACUGGAAAAACGAUUAUUUUCAUAUAUGCAUCAAGUUAAGGUCCUCAAGUUCGCAAGAAAGACAAUAAAAUUAAACUAUCUUGGAAAGUUUAGCAAAGUAAAUUAUCUGUUCAACUGAAGUGCCAGUGGAUACCUUGAGACACAUAAUAACCAAGUGUCAGAAUGUAUGAUCGCAGAUAAAUGGGGCAAGUUUUCAGUUUUAAUCUGGAGUUAACGAAAUAAAAUGCUGCCUCAUUUUUCAUCGCUUUCUUGAAAACAUAUACUGCAGCUAUCUGCCAGGUUUGAGUCCAGCUAACAUUUGAAUUGAACCAAAAAAUCAUCAUUCACUUGUACAGUUUAAUAUUUCAUGUCAUUUACAAAAUUUGAAGAACUCCUUGAAAGCAAGACCAAUCAUUUUACUAAGCAAUUAAAACAUUCAGACCUAACUGACGAUAUGCAAAGCCAUCAAAUCUUUUCUAAAAACUGUGUGUUGACAAUCUCCAAUUCCACGCAUGUGUGAAGAAUUUGUACUUCAAAUAUUUUGGGAAAAUAUACCCCAAGAUUAGUGGAUUAUCUCUUUGUUAACAUUCAGAGCUAUUGUUACUUCAAACCGUUUAAUUAUUCAAAGGAAUUUAUCUUGUAAAACGAACAACAUUUUUAAGACGGGAUAUUGAUGGAAGAUUUAAUAAUCCCCAAGCGUGGUUUAGCCAAGAAAAGAAGAAACAACAUCCUUUGUAUCAGCAGAUUUUUUUCCGACAAAGUUCAGACUGAAAAGGUUGGAUCACCUAUUUUUACUCUUUCAAACUGCGACCCAAUGAAAAGGUGCCUGGUUUUAAUUUCAGUAAUUGCAUUUUGACGCUUUUUCUACGGAGAAGCCAUUAACUAAGUCUGAAGAGCAUUCUUUCUCCAUUGGUCGACAGACGAGUUAAAUUGCUCUUGACUUUUUCGCAAUUUUAAUUCAAUUAAACACGUAGUCCAUUUAUUUCAGUAAACUGAUGUUUUUCCUACGAGUUUUUUUUACGAGGAAAACAUGCAUGAAUUAGACAUCAUUGGCAAACUUAGUCUGUUCCAUGUUCAGAAUGAGUAUAAUGCGUGCCUCGUGUCUUCCUCUGAGGAAAAUAUCUUUUAACUUCUCAACCAGCCGAAUUUUUUCGCGAUGCGAAAAUGAAAAAGGUGAGAGCAGAAUCGCUCUACAGCAUCUAGGAGAAAGCUUUUCGGAACCUUUGUUAGCACGCGGACAAUCCGUUGGAACGUACUGGGUAGGUUUCAUCCAACUGGACUUACUUCGGUAUCACAAUCUAUGUUUAGUCAUCAGCCUGUAGUUUCAGUAACCUGGGGAUUUGAAGUUUUGUAGCACGCGUUUUAAACUGGAUAGUACGAAGGAUUUGUCUAAGAUCUAGGCUUGUCUUUCAUGUACCUAAUUUAUAUUUUGCCCAGCUAAGGAGAAAACUAUAGUUUCAUAUAACUUUUUGCCUGCCUUCCAGGUAAUGCUGUAUAAAAUUUCUUGUUAAGAGAAUUUUUUGGCAUGUGAAACAUUUGUUCCUAAACGGUACUCAGAAGUACAAACAUGCGGGGAUUUUUCCGUGAUUAAACUUUCAUGAUUUUUUUUCUCGAUUUGUAUAUGACAUUUUUCCAGCCAGUAUUGUAUAUUUGUCCACUGAUUUCCACUGAUUUAUCAAUAAUCGAAGGCCUAGGAAAGGUUGUGAUAUUGGUAGUUUAUGCAAUCUGACAACUGGAAUGUAAACGUUUAUAGAUAAAGCCAAAAUCCAUAUAAGUUAUUUGUCUCUCGAACGAUCGAUCUCUUGCCAGAACUGAGAAUGUUUUCGCUGACCUCAAUCGAAUUAGCAGCGUAAAAUCCUUCUAAAGACUUCGACUGAAUGGUUGCCAUCUGAGGCCCUGUUUAUAUGGAGAAAACUUGUGUCAGGUAGAAGAGGUCACUCGCCUAACCGAGCUACCCUGGGAGAAACAAAAAAAUUGGCUCGGCUAGAAGGAUUACCCGCCUAGAAAUUAGCUGAGCCACCCUUUUUUCGAUGAUAGGGUGAUUACCAUCCUAACCAGGCAAACUUUUCUCCAUAUAAACAUGGCUCGCACACCCGCGUCAACUCGGUCAUGGCGACAAAGGAGCUUAAGCAAUGACGUUUUUGAGCGACGCAUGUAAACCGGAAGUGAAGCCUUCGCCCUUCCUAUAUUCCUUGACGCUAACAAAUCUGUAUUGCUAGCUUUCUUUUCUCUUAUAAAGAUGAUUUACCGAAGAGUUUCAACCAAUCCACAACCCAAUGAUGCAAAAAGGCCACUUCCGGUUGACGUCCGUCGCUCAAAAACGCUGUAGCUGAAUCAGAGCAUGCGCGAGCGCUGUUAUCAGCUCUUGGUUCGAGCCAAGGAGUGAGUCAACUUUUUUCUCAUAUAAACGCUUUCUAUUAAGUUGAAGAGGGUGAUCCUCUUUCCUGGGUCAAGUUUUCUCCUUAAAGCGGGGCCUGAGAAGUCCCAAUCUGUUGUGCUGCUGUUGCGACACUGAAUGAAGACACACUGACACUCGUGUCAGCCUGUCUGUUUCGUUAUUUCCGUGUUUUUAAAUUUGUCUCUAUUGUGUCAUAGGGGUCGAUGAGUUCAUCGAGCGAGAUAUCUUUUCCGCCGUAUGAAGUCGUACCGGCCACUCGACCUAUCAUUGUGAUAGGUCCUUCACUUAGAGGAUACGAGGUAAGUGAAAACUGAAAAGCAACAACGUUUCUGUUUACGUAGAGAAGUUAGUGGAAAUUCAGGGAACGAUAAGUACGCCUCGCGUGCCAUUUUUUUCUUCGCAAAUAAGCAGACAAACAACCAAUCAGCAAGUGCACAGGCCAACACCCAAUGAUUGCUUUCCUUCUUAAGCUUUCAAACUCUGUUUUAGGCUAAAUAGAAUGCUUCUAAAGCCUUGCAAAACAAAUACACUAUAGCCGGAUCUAUUUGGUUAUCCUAGGGUAAUUUAAAAUUUAUGGAGGAUUUCUUAUUAUUUUCCCGAAAAUCUAAGAUGCUAUUUUAAGUUUAACGCUGAAAACGUAAGAUUUUCUGAUUCCUCUUUUUGUCCUCAGUUUUAAACCAAGAAAUUUUGGGGUUUUUUUUUCUUACUGGUAAAAAGCCAAAUCUGGGCGGUGAAAGGUGCAAAAUACCUAAUUUAACGUAACCCAGAGUCCUGAAAGUUGUGGGGAAAGAUAGUAGAAAACUUCCAAAAAUCUUAGAUGGAUCGGGAACAGUCAGCUUGCAAUCUUAAGCCUUUCUCGAGCUUUUAUGGUGGUAAUGCUAUAGCGAAUGGCCACUCUAAAACUUUGCGCUUUUGAUAAACUAAAACUAACAUUUUUUUGUUAUUUGUUUCGACUUUCCCAGGUUACUGACCUCAUGCACAGAGCCCUGUAUAACUUUUUAAAGAAGAGAUUUAGUGGAAAGUAAGUUCCUUUGUUGUUGUCUUGCUGUUCAGUUGGCAGGAUAUUCAUUGUACUGAAUACACGGGUAGGAUACAUAAGGGACGAAACAAUAGUCUGCUAUAUGAUCAUUACUUAAUGUCUCGACAUCAUGUUGAGAUUCAGAACCCCCCUAAUUGCCCGAAAAUUUAAGGUGGCUCUACACCCCUCCACCCCUCAAAUAAAACCGACAAAACCGUGGACACUUGAAAUAUAUCAGGACUGUCUAUUAAUACGACCAAUCACAGCAUAAUCAGGACACGCGACUUACCCACAAUUGUCCGCUAUAUAUCUUACUUACUAUAGAGUAGUUUAGCGUAGUUGCUUUAAUUUCUUGUACAUGUAGCUGGUUUAGUUUUGAUGGUCUGUGUGUAGUUCGCAGCUACACCGACUAGUGGACCUCUUCAUGAAUACAAACUAAAACUACACCAAACUAUAUCAACUAAUAAAGAGCAACUAAACUAAACUACAGCAAAUACACUAACGCAAUAACUAACUUUUUAUACCUACUACACUAUUUAACAGAUAGAGAUAAUAAUUGAUUAGACUUUCUUUUUGUGACGGUCGUCGUGAAGGUAUUAAGGGCUUUAAGAUCCGAGGACAGCGACUGGUAGUGAUAUCGUCGCUAAAAAGAGAAUUAGCGUUCUUUCAAUCUUCAUUGCGAUUAUUCCAUCCCACCUUUGUCAAAUGUAGGUGAACUUCCCUGAAGUUCAUUUCCUAAGAACCGGUAUCCAGUUUCAGAAAGAGAAAGAGGAUUUCGUCGUGGCUCGUUUGCGUCCACUGUAAAACGUGAAAUUAGGCAUCUGUGUUUACGUCGAAAAGCCCUGUGCAAACGGACGGAACAUUGUUGGCCAAAAACUCCCAAUAUUGUUGGUUGGUAAUUGUUGGUUCCUUUUGCACACCCUGUUUCAUGUCAUUGCCUGUUGUUGGGAGUUGUUGCGCAAAGUUUGAAACCGGCCAAACUUUUAGGCAUGUGCAAACGGACUCAAGAACUCCCAACAAUGUUGGGAGUUGUUAGUCAAAAAUGUUGCGUACGUUUCCACGCAGCUGUAGUCGUGAAGUUACGGCAAAUAAACAAAAGUAAAAAGCGUGCUGCAGGCGCAGCCUAUUGCUUUUGUGACGCUCUUGUUGUCGUCGACGUUGUCGGCAGCACUUUCGUUGAUGCUUUCAUUUAAGGAGAGUUUUGGAGAAACGGGUUGAAAAGGGUUAAUCAAGUACUAAUUUAUUAUGAUAGGAUCCAAGUGUACAGAACACAUGCGGAUAUUGGCCUGUCCAAACGAUCAAAGAAUAAUCCCUCAGAAAAAGAAAGAUUUAACAUCGCAAAGACUGGAGGGCCUCGAAUGACAGGUGAGAAAUAUAGACUGGCUAUCAAAACAAAGAAGAUCUGCCAUUUAAUGUGCAAUAUUGCUUUGCUUAAAGAAAGGCUCAGUGAGACCGCUAAAAACCUCAAUGGAAUUAGUAGAAAAUGUUUCAAAUAGCAAGCCUAUAUUGCAGAAAUUACCCUUGCAAGGUAAUUUGCCUUCCUCAAUGGGAAGCCUGUUUCUAUCAAUUUCCCCUGAGAAGCUGAAAAUGUUUUCCUGAUAUUCUUGCGAGGUAGAGGAAUUUUGAGUGAAGGGUUUACUUUCUAAAGAAACUGGUUGUUACGAUAGCAACCGUAGGAGGAUUGAGAAACUGACGUUUCGGACGCUACCCCGGCCCUCAGUCCUCAGAUCGCCUGUGUUCAGCCGCCGCCCCCCUUGUAAACAGGUUACUCAAAACGUAAGCUUCUCGAUCGCCAGUCUACUUUAUGAACUCAUUUGAUGAAACCAAAUAAAAGGAAUGGUGAGUGUUCAGGGCGCCUAGAAGGUCACUGGAGAUACUGAACUCAAUGGUCACUAAAUGACAUGAUGUAAAAGAUUAAUUAAAGAUUAAUCAUUCUCUUAAACACACAGCUGAAGUGCAAAAAGAGGUAGAGCGGAUCUAUGAACUGACCAAAAGUUUGAACAUGGUGGUUAUCGAUUGUGACGUCAUCAACCAUCCCUCUCAGCUGACUGACUGCUCGCUGGCGCCAAUAUCGAUCUACAUCAAAAUGGAGCCACAAAUUCUGGAAAAACUCGUCAAAUUACGUGGAUCCAAAAGGAAAAACCUAGGAGCUCAAGUGGUAGCCGCUCAAAAGCUUGCACAGUGCAACGAGGUCAGUAACUCAUUAAAACUGUACAUACAACGAAAUUCGUUCGUCACACAACGUUACAUAUUGGUCACACAACGCUACAGAUUCGUCACACAAAGCUACAUCUCACGCUAUGUUCACACUAUACCAGAUAGCUUUUCGUGCCCACUUGAACAACCACAGGUAGCCCAAACUCGAAAUAUGAGCAUCGGCGAGCAUCGGCAUUAUUGCGUAACAUUCGGAAUAUAAGGAUUUGUAUGGGAAAAAAACCUAUCGUUCUGUAACCUACGAAAAUGAAAGGAUUUCAAUAAAAAACAGCUUACCUUACUUAAAAUGUGUGUUACGUCUCUCCUGUGUAGUCCACGGGCCGAUUUAUGGCUGUUUUAUGGGUUUUAUGUAAACGGUUUUCUCUCCAUAAGGUUUACCAAGGUUGGGGACACCAGCGACGCGGCCCGACGGAUAUAUAGAGAGAACACCGUUUACAUAAAAACCCAUAAAACGAUCAUAAAUCGGCCUGUGGACUACACAGGAGAGACGUAACACACGUUUUAAGUAAGGUAAGCUGUUCUUUUUCUUGAAAUUCUUUCAUUUUUGUAGGUAACAGAAACGAUAGGUUCUUUUUCCCGUAAAAAUCCAUGUAUUUCGAAUGUUACGCAACAAUGUCGAUGCUCAUAUUUCGAGCUUGGGCUACCUGUGGAACAACUAACCGUAUAUUGUUAACACCUAUCCGAUAUGUGACUCUCCACUUAAGAGAUCGGCCUGGCGCAGCUUUACUCUGUUACAGAUAUCGCCCCGAAAACACCGUUGUAUGUGUGAACAGAGGCCCUAUCCGAUAUGGUUUUCAUGCCAGUGCAAAAGCCAUCCAGAAUAGUGUGAACAUUACCUGAAAUACCUUGGAAAGGAGUUUGGUGUGACAACCGAAGGGAAAGGAGUGCGUCAGUAGAGACUCGGGUUUUUUGUGCGUAUGAGACAACCGUUGGCAAAUUGAUCAAGUUCAGUGCCAGACAGGUCUCUGUUAGAUACAAGUAGUGAAUUUUCCUAUAGCUAGUGUUAUCUUCACUCUUCUGUUUAACACAGGAAAUGUUUGACUUGGUUCUUGAUGAGGCCAUUUUUGAAGACGCUUGUGAGCAUCUCGGGGAGUUUCUUGACCAGUACUGGAGAGACCUGCACCCAAGUGACAAAGAAGAUGGUGCUUUACCUCUAACGGAAAAGACGCCUUUGCUUCAAGGAGUUUCUAACGUCCCAGGAACGAAGGUAACCAUGGGUGUUCACCAUUUUCACAAACCACCCGGGUGGAAAUCUUGUGCAUAAAAAUAAAUCUAUGAAAUUUGACUUGGUGGAGAACGACCCGCUACAACGUAUGCGCAAAUUAGCUGAACAGGCUAAAACGAACAGAAAAAUUGCGUCGCCUUAAAUCACAGACUAUAUUUUCUGAAGCUCCCAAACGGAAUGGCGCCCGGAAUUUCCGGUUUUCCUGUCUAAAUUGUAAGUACCUCAUUUUUGUUAAGGCUGAGAUUGGCCAAAUCUAAAUCAAAAGGUGUUAAGACCAAGGCUGAAUCGAUUUCAUAACAUCUCUGAGAGCUUUCUAACUUGACACAACGAAAAAAGGUAAACCUACGUCCUAAGGUAAAAGUCAUUUAAAGUGACAGCAAAACAGAUUUCACCUUCUUUGAGCAAACAUAUUUUUUAAUGUUACCAUUGUUACGAUGAUGAUAUUAAUCAAAUGCAAAAUCAUUCAUGAAAGAGGUAUGGUAAUUCGCAUGACCUAAUACCGGCAGUUUCUGUAGCGACAUCUUGAACCGCUUAAUUUUUGUCUUGACAGUUUUCAAUUCAAUAACAAGUUCGGUGGCCCCUUUUCAUAUUGUGGAAUCCAGUCUCGACAUCAAUUUGAGAUUCAGAUUUAGGUUGAGAUUUAGCGCCACCUUAAAAGUUCGUCAAUUUAAGGCGACUCUACACUCCUCCAAAUAAUUAUUUUAAACUUUGUAAAAAGUUAAAUCUUUAGCUGUUAUUCAAAUUCGAAUAAAAGGGUCCACGGAGGGUUCGCGCGAGAAAGAAAAAUCAUUUACCCCUUGCGCUGGCGGUCAAUAAAUCCCGCGCGGUUUAUAUUUUAGUACGCCCGCUCGACGGACUUUGAAGAGAAAAUAGAGGGUCUGUGAACAGCUACAAAAUUGUACUGUAAUAUGGAAUCCUACUUCGUCUUGAGAGUAGCCAUACGUUCUUUAUCAGUGAGUAGAUUUAUCGUAGCAACAAUUGACACAGGAUGGUGAUAUUGAUUCAUCAGAAAGAAUAAGUGCUAAAACAGGAGGAAGCCGCGAGCCAACCUAAGACAUCUCUUGUAAUUCAGUUAAAUUUGAUUAAAUGACAGGUUCCAACGACGAGUUUGACACAGAAAACACAGAACCAACAAGGCGCACAAGGAUCGUCUGAGGUUCAAGACUCGGGUGGAUCACGUAGGAAGAUGGCGGUAACUGGGGCUGCACCUGACUUCGGCAAAAAACUGCACGAAGCUUUCCAAAGUACUCAAACGACGAAACCAAAAACGUACCAAGGCGAUACUGGUUACCAAGCAGCUUAUAGCUCGGAGAUGCAGCAAUAUGACCAACAGCAGCAGCAACAACAACAGUACUACCCUCAAGAGGAAUAUUAUGAUCAGGGGCAAAAUUACGGGGCUGAAAUGUAUGGGCACCAGCAGGGUUACUCCACUGAGUCUUAUCACCAGCAAGGAUACAACCAACAGUAUAGUCAAGACAGCCAAUAUGAUUACGGACAGUAUGGGCAGGACCUUAAUCAGGGUUACUCCCACGGGUACACGAAUGAACACCAGUACCCCGACCCUUACUACGAUCAUGAUUCAAGCAUGGGAUAUCAGCAGUACGGUAAUGAGAUGGAGAGUGGAUAUCAACAGGGGCAUGAUUGGUACGGAGACAACGGCAACUAUUACGGCGGAGGUGGCUACUAUCACUGAAUAAGUAGAACACAUGGAAUAAUUAAUUUGGAGCAAUUUACAAUUGAUAGCAAUUAUUUUUUGUUAAAUUUCAUAAAAGUAUUUAUAUUGCAAGAAGGCAAGCAUUCUUCAACCUGUCCUGCUAUUUGCACUGUUAUUUGGGCGUUGACACAAUGCUGGUAAGCUAAGGCUCGCAUGUCAGUUUGUCACGUGGAAGUCACGUUUUCUAUCAGGGAAGAGUGGACCUAGGAAAUAACGUCUACUGGAAGACUAUAUUAACGAGAACUAUUGUUUGUUAUAGACAUCUGAUGUCUACUCUCCAAUAUCUUAAAGGAAAAAAGGUUCUCAUUUGUAGUUGAAAGGAAUGUGACAGGUUUAUAACCCAGUAUUCUUCAACGGGAUAAGUAAUUUUUUUGUGUAACAAGAAUAUGGACGCAAAACGUCUGAUAGAACUGACCAUAGAUAUGGCAUCUAUAGGUCUGGACAAAACGCGGAAACGAAAGAAGGACUAAUAAUAUUCGAGGCUUUUACAUGAAGCAGCGGCACCUAUUAGCACUACACUGGAGCUUUUUAGUAAAAUCAAGGAAUGAGGUACUUAAUUUAAUAGGGCGAUGUGGAAGGGCGGGUCCCUUCCCUUCCCUAGGUCAAAAAUACUUUAUCACAUAAUCUGAUCUCUUUUAGGACUUUAGGGUGAGUCGCUUUUAGAUAUCCUUGAGAAAACAAAAUACAUUUUAGCCUAGUAAUUUACAAAAUGGCUGUUGUAGAUCAGCUAAGGGAAGUGGUGAAGGAGAGUGUAUUCAAAUGAAACCCAAGUAAGAUAGCCGUUUUUUCAUGAGCCUGAAAUGAGUAAGGCUUAUAGUCCUGGCCCCGAUUGUUCAAAAUUUGGAUAGCGCUAUCCACCGGAUAGAUUGCUAUCCAGUUAGUAAGUAAUAAGAAAAUUAAUUGCGUUGUCGACUGGAAAGUGAUUUAUCCAUUGGAUAGCGCUAUCCACUUUUUGAACAACUGGGGCCUGAAUGUCACAUGAGAAUUAGACGUUCUGUGUGCAAGAGUUUGUAUCGCUCAGAGGUGCUUGACAAUUCGCCACUUUGGAAACGAGAAGAACUGGGCCGGGUUUGCUUUCGCAAAGACUUCUGGGAUUGAUACUGGGGGUGUGCCGGUCAUAGAGUGCCGGUCAGCCAUUGGCCAAUUUUUUCUGUGUCCACAGUAACAGUCCCAGAAGUCUUCGCGAAAGUUAACUCGGCCCAGUUCCCUUCUCGUUUCUAAAGUGGCGAUAUGGGGAUUAGAGGAGUCCGGAAGUGCGCAUGCCACCUCCUCUUCUGAGGAACAAGGCCCUGUCUGCCUCCGAACGUUUGACCACUUCCCAAAGUUGAAUUAGUUUUCUAAGAGACGAACAGUUGUUGAAGUCUCAAGCUACUUUACUGCGAGAGGCGACCUGCGCCUAAUCUUUCGAAUAAUGAACUGUAGAAUUCUUCAGUCACUGAAAGUUAAUGAAAUAUUGCCAUCUAAACCAUUCUGUACCCAGCAACAGAAUCGUAUCUUGACAUGGCUUUGUAAUAAAGUUUUGUAUUCG
Molecule: messenger RNA, 16407 nt
Organism: Porites lobata
Lineage: Eukaryota; Metazoa; Cnidaria; Anthozoa; Scleractinia; Poritidae
Source: the annotation of a GenBank genome assembly